Molecule: messenger RNA, 2775 nt
Organism: Manihot esculenta (cassava)
Lineage: Eukaryota; Viridiplantae; Streptophyta; Magnoliopsida; Malpighiales; Euphorbiaceae
Exons: 6
Coding region: 107-2734 (875 amino acids)
Biological process (GO): regulation of transcription by RNA polymerase II
Cellular component (GO): histone deacetylase complex; chromatin
Molecular function (GO): histone H3K9 demethylase activity; chromatin DNA binding; transcription coregulator activity
Source: RefSeq, a predicted model, not a curated record
UUGAGAAGAAAAAUCCUAAAAUUACAAUUGUUGAUUAUUUAUAUAACAUACAAGUGAACCUACGUGGUGAAAAAACUGGAAAGGCUUGAAGAGGAAUGGUCAGAAGAUGAAAGGGAAAGGUAAAGUUGAAGGGGCGAAAGGAAGCAAAGUUACUGGUUUACACAAAAAAGGAAACGGUUUUGCGACUGAGAAAGGAGAAGAAAAUGGUGAGCAAUUGCAAGAAAGUGCUGGACAAGGGAAGAAUGGAAAAGAUGGUGAGAAUUCGGACAAUGUGAAUGGAAAGAAAGAAGCGAUGUUUACUGAUAACCAAGAAGACAAAGAUCUCGAGGAUGUAAUAAAAGUUCUAUUAGAAAUGAGAAACAAAGUUUCUCAUAAUCAAGUGGAGGAGAGGGAUGAGGGUAUAAAUUCUGGGAAUCGGAAAAUUGAUUUGGGAAAUCAGGAGAUGGAUACUGAGAAAGUUCAAGAAAAUGAAAAGAAGUUAAGGGAUGUUGAGAACAGUGAAGAAGAUGAAGAGGUUUCAGUCGGGAAGAAGCCUGGUAGAAAGGGGAUGAACGGGACUACAAUCACCGGAAUUAGGGUUUCAGAAAUAGAGACAGUUAAUAAAAAUGGAGAUUUGGCUGAAGGAGAUGGAAAGGAAGUGAGUGAAAUAGGGAAUGAGAAGAAUGAUGGCGAAAGGGAAUCCUUGUCCAUCAACAGUGGCUUGCAGCAAGAUUCGAAGGAGGUUAAAAUUAACAGGCGCAGUCACGAGUUUGCUGCGAAGGUUUGCGUAACGUGCCAUCAAUGCCAGAGGAAUGAUAGAGGUCGUGUUGUCCGGUGCAAGAAAUGCAUGAGGAAGCGAUAUUGCAUCCCCUGCUUGAUUAACUGGUAUCCUAAGAUGACGGAGGAUGAUGUUGCUGCUGCUUGUCCAGUUUGUCGUGGAAAUUGCAAUUGUAAAGCUUGCUUGCGUGAUACUCCAAAAUCUUGCUUGCAUAAACUUGAAAGCCUGGUUGUCGGUGAUGAUAGAAAAGUAAUGCAUUCCAAGUGUUUGCUCCAAGCACCUCUCCCACACCUGAAACAGUUGAAUGGAGAACAAAUGAUGGACAGAAAGAUUGAAGCUACAAAACAAGCUUUUGCCUCGCUCAUGGACAACCUCAAAAUUGUGAAGAAUUUUACCCUGUCUAGGGAGACCAUGUGGGCUGCACUAGAAGCCUUAAGGGCUAGCAAAUCUGUAGCGAACAUGACUCGUGAGGUUUUCCAGUUUGUUGCCCCUGUUUUUGCGAGCCAAACUCUUGCUCCUGUCCCUGCUCUAGAGUUGACAUUUGCUGCGGGGGGCUCUCGUUCUGCAGUUUCAAAGGCCUCUAUUCCUGCCAAGGUGUCGGCCUCGGCCAAGUUCCCGACAGCUCCCAAGCAGACCUCCAAGGAGCCUAUCGCCAUUAGUGAAUCUGCCGAGGGCGGUUUUAAGGGAGGUGUUGAGGUCGCUCCUUUGGACAUCCAAUCUCUUCAGACCUUCACUGCUGUUGUGAUUGGAGGGGCUGCUGGUAAGCGGGCGCGAACCUUCGAGCCCACUCCUGAAGGUAGAGUUGCUAAGAGGACUCGGGCCGCAGAUUCUACCAAGACCGCGCAUCUCCCUUUUACUGACAAAGGGAAAGGGGUUGUGGAGCUGCUAUCCUCAGCCCUUGACAACGAGUCCCUCAACACUGUCGAUGUGACUCCUGAAUCUACAUUGGCCUCAAUCGCCAAGGAGCUUUGUAAUAAAAUGUUUGGUGGUGCUCCAGACACUUCAGAUCCUCGCUUCCUAGCCUUCUUUAGCUACCUUGCUUGCUCCACUAAGCAGCAAGCAGCGUUCAGUGCUCGCUCCUUGGACAACCUCAGAGAUAGUAUGAGGGAAAUGCUCGUUAUGGCUUUGGGAGUGUUUCUUGAGAUUGAUGCUCGGAACCGGUCAUUUCAAAGCUCGGUAGAGGAGCGUCGAGACGAGAAUAUUACUGCCACUGGUGAGGCUCGCGGGCAAAUUGUCGAGCUGAAAGGAGUCAUUGAGGACCUUACUCAGCGGCUGGGGAAUAUGAAAGAGGAGGCUGCCCGAGCUUCCUGUCGAGCUUCUACAGCCGAGUCUCAGCGAGACGAGGCCUUAUCACAGCUGUCCUCUUUAGAGGAGUUCGGUCGUCAACAUGAUGAGGCCACGACCCAACGUGAUGAGGCCUUAGCUCAUACUGUAGUCCUCCAGCAGGAGCUUAAUAAACACAUCGAGGACCUAAAGGGUAUGGUCUUGGCGGUGGAGGAGUCUCGCAUUCAACAACAACAACUCCGCCAAGAGGUCACUGCUCUAGAGGAGAGAUGCUCUGUUUUGUUAAAGGAUGCUCGGGCCGCAGAGGAUAGGGUCCAGCGGGCUUGUGAGAAGUGCUUACAGGAGUAUAAAGACUCUCCCGAGUUUAAAGAUAUAAUUCACUGGGCCUAUGAGAUACGACUAGAGGAGUAUAAGGCUUCCGCAGAGAUGAAGGAGGCUAUAUAUAAGGAGGCCUUUCGAAUGUUCGCCUCAGGCUAUAACCAGGGCUUGAAGUCGGCUAGGGAUACCCCCUCCACUCCGUUGGCGGACUUACGAGCACCAGAAGUGGACUCUGAUGGCGAAGACGUGCGUUAUGGAGAGGACGACAAUCCUUUGCCCAAAGGAGUUCCUCGCUUGCAAGGGGAGGAUGCUGUGGACAAAUCUUUAAAUGACUUAAUUAGUUUUGGUUCCCCUCCCCCCCUGCUACUUUUGUAACCCAUUCGAAUGAUCAAUAAAAUUUAUAUUUUUCCUUGAUC